Messenger RNA from Dermacentor andersoni, 8509 nucleotides. RefSeq lists its product as uncharacterized. The record is from RefSeq and is a predicted model, not a curated record. Gene Ontology annotation, biological process: regulation of gene expression. Lineage: Eukaryota; Metazoa; Arthropoda; Arachnida; Ixodida; Ixodidae. Gene Ontology annotation, cellular component: nucleus.
UUUUCGAUGAGGGAGUCAAUUUUCGUUACCAUGCGGCACGAGUGCGCGGCGCGAGGGAGCGCUGCAGGCAGUUGUCAUGGCGAUCAGACGCGCUGACGAUUGAAUUAGAUGUGCUUUGGCUUUCACCCUUUCUCUGAAACGAAAAAUUUCCAACAUGUUUUGCCUACAACUUCCAACGAAUGUUAGAUAAAACGCAUCAUGUUGGUCUUAGGGUGCGGUAACAGCGCCACCACGUCGCAGCGUCCGAAAAGCAAGAAAAAAAAUUUGUCGCAUUGAAGCGAACGAUAGGAUGAAACUCCAUUCCGACUCGAACUUGGCGGAUUUUCUUCCAGUACAUGUCAGGAGAAAGCUGAGGCACUCCAGCCCACCUUAGCGUGCGAUGGAAGACCUGAGCACCUCAAUGCUCCCACCAUCUCCAGUUGACGAGCUCAAUGGCGACCAGGAAGAAAGCUACCUUUGCCCAUUGUGCUUGUAUUCCACCACAAGUGCAGCCAUUCUUUUUCGGCACCUAUUCAUACACACUGGCAUCAAGCCAUAUUGCUGCUUUGAGUGUGGAGAACGCUUUGCCAUCCCCGAGACUCUCCGAAGUCACGUGACAGAGAAGCACACACGGAAGCUUCCACUUCACUGCGAUCGAUGCAAGAGUGACUUUCGCUUCCGCCUAGAGCUCUGCCAACACGAAGUUGUGACGUCUUUGGAGACCCUGCACUACUGCUACUACUGUGGAAAAGGUUUCCUCUCUGCAUCAGAUGUCCUCCAGCAUGCACGGACAUCUCACUUGCCUUCCAGGAAGCACGAGUGUGAUGUCUGUGGCCGCUUCUUUCCAACUUUUGAGAGCAUCAGCAUUCACAGCGUCUUUCAUUUGCGGCAUGGUGGCCCUUAUCGUCAAGCAGCUAUUGGGUCGAGGAAGUACACAAAAUUCCAUCGGAAACGACGACCACACCGUUGCCUUUUCUGCCCAAGGCACUUCCUGUACUUGGAAUCCCUGAAGAGGCACCAGCUCACACAUAAGCUCGAAAACAGUUCCCUGUGUCGCAUCUGUGACCGACCCUUCACACUUCCUUGCUCAGUACAGGGCCACCUCAAGGAGCACGAAGAGGAGCUGCGGCUGUAUGCAGAAGAGUUGCCACAUGGCAUCAUCCCCUCAGAGCCACCGCACGAGUGUGAGCUCUGUGGCAAAACCUAUUCCACGAGCAACAGUUUGCGAGCCCACCGGAAGACGCACAGCUCUGAUCGGCCACACAAGUGCGAUGUUUGUCAGAAGCAGUUUCUGCGCUCUUAUGACCUCAAGCGCCACCUACGAAUCCACACUGGCGAGCGGCCCUUUGUCUGUGACGUCUGUGGCCAGGGCUUUUUCCAGUCAUCAGCAAUGCGCAAUCACUUGCGCACCCAUACAGGCGAGCGCCCCUUUUCCUGCGAUGUCUGUGGCAAGGACUUUACUCUAGCAUCAACAUUGCGGGGCCACAUGAAGAUCCACACAGGCGAGCGGCCACACCGCUGUGCCCUGUGUGCCAAGUCCUUCUCGCGCCCCUAUGAGCUCAAAACGCACAUGCGCAUCCACACAGGCGAGCGUCCCUUCGCUUGCGGUGUGUGUGGCCUUGGCUUUGCCCAGGCCUCAACGCUGCGGACUCACGUCAAGAUUCACGAGCAAGGGGGAGCGGCGUCCUUUGCCUGUCGUUUGUGCGGUGAGGCCUUUGCGCAGGCGGCGGAUCUCGAGGCGCACUCCAAGAUCCACCUCGGUGAGCUGUCCCCACAGCCGCCAGAGCCUGCGCUGCCAUUCCGCUGCAGCAUCUGCUCAAAGACCUUCACGCGACAGACGCAUCUGCGCAACCACAUGAAGCUGCACCUGGGUCCCGAACCCUUCAAAUGCGAGGUGUGUGGCCAGGCAUUUUCGCAGUUUUCUACCCUAAAGAGCCACCUCAAGGCACACAUGGGUGAGCCAUCAUACUCGUGCUCGGCAUGUGGCCAGCACUUCCUGCAGUUUGCAGCGCUCAAGGCACACAUGGCACUGCACAGCAACGAGAAGGCACUCGUUGACUAGGCACCAUUCCCACUGAUGCUUGCUGCGUGACUGUGGCACAUUUGAGCUCUUAUUCUUUUUGAAGAUGGCUCACCAAUUAGCCAAAGUAGGAAUGUACUGUAUUUACCCAGGUGUAACUCAACUCAAAGUGAAAUAGUCCUGCUCACUCCUUCAUAACGCUGUAAAAGGGAAUAUGUUAACAAAUGUGUAAAUGAACUCUUGAAAAAUUCUACUCUGGAUCUUGUUAAUAAAUUGAUCAUAAGUUCUUGGAGUUAUGCUGGUGCAACUUUUAUCACUGAGCUUAUUCGUUAGCCAAUUAACCAAAGUAAAGAAAUACUUUAAACGUCAACUGAGAGGCAAGUCGACUUGCUUGUGACACUGGUGAGAGACAAAAUAUUAGCAGAACUGAAGCCAAUUUGUAAAAGAAUUAUGCUGCUUGUAGAAAAUGUAUUUGUCUGAUUCAAGGCUUGUGAUGGAAGGCCUGCAUAAUGCCUAUUAACUUCCCUCUUGGAAAUUGAGGCAUUGCUCCCUUUAUGUAGAAAGGUGACAGCCAUUUUUCUUGGCAUCAUGUUGAAUAAGUCUGUAGAUAACUGCAGUGGAAUAGAACUCCAGAAUAGAAACCAGUAAUUGAUUUAUUUUGUAACCAUAGGCUAUCAGUAACACAGAACAAUUGACUACUUUGCUUUGGAUGGUUGCUGAAACUCAAGGCAAAUUACAUGUAAAUAUGAUGAUGUAGUUGGUUGUUUCUGUGCAGGUUGUGCAUGUCACUGCUAUACUCUAGUGAACAUUUGAAAUUAGUUACAUUUUCUCGAGGUCUCGGCAAACAAUGUGGGAAGGCUUACUUGUAGCUUAUUUGUGGGUCGUUGGUUGUGCCAGCAUUUUUAACUUACUCAGGUUCUAUGUGUUCGCAAUCACUUCUAUGUGCAUAUGCGGAGCGGACUCAGUUUGUUUGAUUUUGCUAUAAGGGCUUUCUUUUGUUUUGGGUCUAUAUGUACUUUCCUUUUGGCUGGCAGUCACACUCGGGUAUUGACAAAAUUGCAUCAUAGAGCAGAACUCAUGCAAGUUGUGAAUGUUUACUCAUUCACAACCAUUUUGCUACUUGCACAAAUAAGGCUAGCUCAUGUAAGCAGCAUGCAGUGGGUAGUUAAAAUGACCUUGUUGGAAGCUAUGCAACAAAGGAACCAAAUAUGCUUAUAGGUUUACCUUCUGUAAAUGCUUUGCAAAACACAAGAGUCUCAAAUUUUGUUUGUGAUUGAUAAUAUUUCAUGAAUAUGACAAACAAUCCGUCAUAAGUUUCAAACAGUAGGGAAUGCAGGCUCACCUGGACCUAAAAUCCCCCACGUUGACCCCCACCUUCCCAAGCCCUCAGAGAUAAAAAAUUUGGCAUUUGUGGGUUGAUUUAUAUUUGGGUAAAUGCAGUACAUCAUACUUUCUUUUCUUUCUAUGGCAUAGGAGGUAUGCACUGACAUCAUCAAGGCUGCCAUAUUGUUGUACAGCCAGCACGGCGAAAAGCUGCACUUCAUCUUUAUCCACUUAACUGCACAGUGAACGCUAGGAACGGACAACAAAAUGGCGUAUGUGAUGCCAUGUGAAUACUCCCUAUAGAAAUGCAGUGGCAACACAUAAGAAAAUAUAAGAAAUUAGCAACAUGUUGACGUGAAGUCAUCAAAAGCACUUACCUAGUCUGCCAGAGUUCUUGUAUUUGGCCCCCAUGAAUGGACUGGUGUAACUUAUGAGCAUGAGAUGCUCCCCAGUUAUGUGUUAGAUGUUUGUGGUAUUCGAACCUGUGCAUCAAACAUUAAUGCUGUGUUAUAGUAUAAAUGCAUUCAAAUCUAAUAUAAUUUUACUUGUUUGAGAGUGUAAUUGCCGAAAUGUUUAUGUUGUGUCAGUUAAAUUACCAUUUUGUAAGCACAGGUGCACUUUAUAGAGGUAGUGUGCUGACAACUUCACUACUUUCUUGUACUUCCAUUGAUUCAUUUACUGUUUAAUCUUGUUUGUGGCUUCAAUCUGGUCAACUAAACAUGUGCGUGAAUAUUAACAAUUAAACCUGGAAUUUAUUGAGCUGUGUUAAACCGAAUCCUGAAGUGAUGACAUGAAUGUCAAGCGACUGCCUGCUGCAAAUAGUGCACAGUAAGUAAACCAAAAAAAUGAAGUUGUGCAUUCCUAAAUGUGGCUUUCCUUUUAAUGUGUAGAUGCUUCUGAUUCAAUCCAGAAUGUUCACUGAGACUGCUUUUGUUGAAACAUCUGGAAAAAAAUAAUAUGCAUUGUGCCCGUUUCCACACAUUGUUAGUACAAGUGCGCUAAAAGUUUCCACACUGCUAAUACAGUCAAACCCUUGUUAUGAUGAGGUUUCAUCUGACUUGAAAAUGUAUUUGCCACAUCCAAUAUUCAUUCUAAGCAUAUAAUAAUUACGCAUCGAUACCGGCACAAAACAUUUUAGAUUUACCUUGUUAUAUCAGAUACUUCAUUAUAUCCAUGUUCAUGAUAUUGAGUUUUUGUCUGUACAAAUGGCUAGCAAGAACAUCUCUUCACGCAGCAAGGCUUCUUUGUUGAUAGAGCUCCACUGCCAGAUAAAAGCAGCAGUGGCUUAAAAGAAAUUAAAUUACCCAAGAAUUUAAUCUUGUGCUCACUGCAAAGAGCACCGACUUUAUUUUGCAGCAUAAUGAAAUGACCGUUGACACUGGUCCUAUUAGGGAGCCAGUCAGUGCAGAAAUGCCACGUUACAGAAAUGUGAGAGACCGUUGCGCUUGCACAUUACUCAGGGUACUUUAUGUGGAAACCAGUGUUUGUUUGUCACUCUUGUUUGUUGUCGUCCUUGUGGGUGUGAAUUAUCCUCUCAUUGAGCUGUGGAAGGCACAUUAGACUGCAGUGUUGCAUAUUGUAAGGAACCAGGCUAAAUCAUACAAACUAUGGAAGUAAGACAGGACAUUGCACCCACUUUUGUCUGGCUUGGCACUGUGGCACCUACUGUUUGUCAUAUUGACUGCAGUGUGUCAGAGAGAGAAAGAAAAGAGCGGCUUUAAAGAGAAGCAUUCAGAUUGCAAGUACUAAUUUUGAACUUGCAAGAAGGAAACUAGGGAUUUCACAUCUUUCAGUUCCUUAUCUUUCGUGACUAACAAUAAAUGUGGCUGCUAGAGUGAGGGAAGUGGCCUUUCACAGCUCAUGGUUCAGCAUUGGAUGUGAUGCUUCCAAGAAGUUACGGAGGUUUUGACAAGUUUCGAUGCCUGCAGCUGUGAAAUUGUCUGUUUUCGAAUGUGUCCAGAACAGUACCAUCACGACAACGCCAAAACUGAGCAUGACGAUUGUCAUAGCAUGGUAGACAUUGUUCUACGUCCAUAGUGGUACAACUAUGAGCAUUGUAAGAGUGACUAAAGGGAGAGAAUGGCUGUAGAGGUGUGGCAAGGCCGGCAUUUGAUUGCCAAUAAUUUUGCAUGUAAAAGUUGCAUUCAAUAACUUUUUGUUAAGAGAGAUUGCUACACCUUUAGUGAAAAACAAUGUAGGCCACUCAUAAGGGUAGCAGAUCUAUGUAAUGAGGGCAGAGGGUAGCUUUGCUGUUCUCCAUAGGAUAUCAUGAGUCAGUCAUGUAGCUUUGUCACCUUGUCUCACUGUGGACAUGUAGCAUAAUCGCUUUACUGUGCUGUUUUCUGCUACACUGCAUGUUGGAACACGAUCACAAGAGUGUAACCAGAAGGCACCUUUAUCCAGCAAGGACAGCAUAAUGUAUUUUGCUGUGACAACGGAGCAACUGCGGCUGUGUAGCUGCUUUAGUCGAGGAACUUUAACGGGUGAAGCAUAGUAUGCAGAUUUUUGCAAAGAAUAAUGUUUUCAUUCUGAGCCCUGGUGUACCAAAUCUGGCAGGAUACUUGUCACAUCUACUGUAACAUUCUUGGUUGCUUCGCAGACACUGGAAUGCCUGAAUGUUUGCGAGCGUUCCAAGGAAGUGGUGUUUACAUUCCACUAGCUGUACGGGUGUCCACAUUUGUGUGAAUGUUCCUCUUGCAUAGAAGAGAAAUGUGCAUCCUAUCCUGCCACUUGUUUUAGUGUCUUGUCUUUGUUUAAUAGUAAUGUGACUUGUGUCCAUGUGUGUGCUAACUGUGCUGUCAUAUGUGUCUAUAUGUGUGCCAAAUUUAUGGCAACCAGGUUAAGGAUACUGACCAAAGAUACAGCUCUACCUCAUGAAAGUUCCGAUAAACAUGUCCCUUUUGAUGCUCUAGGGAUAUAGUUUGCAGUGCCAAACUUAUUUGCCAUUUGAUAGAUUGUCUCUUUGCUUUCUCUGCAUGACUGUUUUCUGUGAAGUGUUCUUUAUUUUUGUCCGUCAUAUGUAGUAGUGAAGACGCUUUGUGUCACAUUUUACAUAUUUACCCUGUUCACUUCUCAUUUGCUAGAGAAUCAUUGCAAGCAGGUGGAAAAUGUGAUUGCUGAAGCUGCUGGAGUCAUUUGCACUUUCUGAAUGUCUCAGUGUUGCUAAUGUCCGAAAUCUCUUCACAAAAAAUUGGCAGGCACUGUGCAGUGUCGAGAAACAAAUAAUUAUCUGCAGGUGGUUAAAGGUUAUUUAGAGCACCAGAAAUUAUCUUUCAGAGAGGUGCUAUCUAAGCAUGUUUCAUGUUACUCUGAUGGCAGUUCCAAAUAGAAGGCUGUUUGCAGCUGACGUACUGCCUUGUCAUAAUACUUCAUCUGUAAAAUUCUAAAAAUUUGAUAUCUAACUAUGCAUUCGCAGGAAAUAGUCACAUGCUCACAAAAAUUUCGUUAUGAAACACAAUAAACUAACAUUCCCAUGUCGCGACCUGUCCAGGUGCACGUAAGGUGUCUAAAAGUGUGUGCAAGGAAGUAAGAAGAAAGCUGAAGCCAAAUUCUCCAACAGUGUUUACACUCAUUGCGACAACUAUAUAAAAAUGUGCCUAUUGUUUUGUGCGUGCGCUGCACUUGUACACCAUUGCAGCAGCGGCUGUGUGUUUCUGGUGGCACAUAGCUGCAAAAAAGAAGAACAAAACAAACAGAAACACUGAAAUGUUCAUUGCUUGCACAGAUUCCACAGCUGUGGCAUUCGUGGAUGGCAGGCUUUUGUGUAGCCACACCUGCCCCCUCAGGGAAGUCGUGCUUUAGAGUGAAGAGGGAGAACAGUCCAGCAAGUGGACGGUUGGGUACCUAUCGGAUAUAAAAAAAGUUCCUAUGAAGUAUGGUGUGCUUUUCAUGCCUACUCAAACUGUAGUAGCCCUCGUGUGUGUUUAAAGAUGAGUGUUUCUCUCUCUCUCUUUUCUUUUCUUGUCACCAGUGUUGGUGCAACCAUGCGAGUUGGUUAAGUGCAUGCUGUAGUCAUGGCUCUUAUAUGUAUUGCUACUGUAGCCUGUAAUGACACCUUAGAACCCUGUCCAGUACUCUGCCUUAGCAUGGUGAGAACAGUAUUUGUGGAUUAUACUGGUUACAUCAAAAAGUAGGCAGCUUCGAGCGUAACUUUUGAAAGACCAAAAACAUAGUCCAGGCCACAGGAUGUCUGCUCGCUGUUAGUUCUUACCCGUGUCUGCAUUGUGGGUUGAUCACCUUCUUCAGUGCUUUCACUUUUUCAUGCGAUAACAUACAAUGCAAUGUCUCAGUGUAGCAGGUGGCACUCAUUGAUGGCGUGGCGUUUGAGCUGACCACUGCAUCAGUACGUUCCAUAAAAUUUGCAGAUUGAAAGUAAGGUUAACUUGCAAGAUUGCCUGUAUUCAAAUUUCUCUCACACGUUUGAUUAGACUACAGCAGUCUAUCUGCACUUUCGAAAAACAUUUGGCAAUUACGAGCCGUACCUUCUUUUUUUUGUGUGUGUGCUUCUCUGCAUAUGCGCUUUCCUGCAGAGGUAGUGUGCUCUUGGGUGCAUGCAUUGUUUACAGCCUGUCUGCAGUACACCAGACAACAGUUCAAUCAGAAAAUGGUUUCAGAAGAUAAUCCCUUUCUCAGUUAGCAUCCUUGAACUCUGCAGAAGACCACAAACACUGGAAGGGUUUUAUUUCUCGUAGCGUUCGCCCACAUUUUUCGAUGCCAUUUGGUAUGUGUCUUGAGUGGUCUUAAACAUCAUCUCAACAUACCUUGAAUAUAGACUCUGGACUGAAAAAGAAUACAGCAAAAUGUUCACGGUCUACUCGGAUAGUCUGACGGUGCAAAGUACAUGCUUUGCAUGGAGAGCGCCUAGUUUGACCCAGUGACAGUUCGAGGGCAAACUGUGUAGUGGUGUCUAUAGAAGAUGCAGGCAAGCAGCGACCACAAUAUUCCAUACUUUCCGUAAAUUCACCCACUGAAUUUGGUUGAACAUGAUGCUCCUUUCUACAGGAGCAGGUACUGAAAUUGCUUAAAUGUCCACACUGUGUAGAAGCUGCGUCCUACAAUUACGAUCAUUAAUAGGUAACUGAGAAAUAACGAAAUUGGUGCACCAUCUGUAUCAUGUGUAUAGUUUGUGCAUGCAAAAGUAGGCUCAUCAGAAUGUGUACCUUGAUCAAUAAACCAAUAAAAAGAUCA